Molecule: messenger RNA, 4329 nt
Organism: Rhinichthys klamathensis goyatoka
Lineage: Eukaryota; Metazoa; Chordata; Actinopteri; Cypriniformes; Leuciscidae
Gene: fam135b
Product: family with sequence similarity 135 member B
Exons: 17
Coding region: 92-4216 (1374 amino acids)
Source: RefSeq, a predicted model, not a curated record
UUUCAGCAGCGCAGGGGUUCACGAUGGCGGAGUGUUCAGUCGGAUCUUUCAGAUCCUGUACAGGAAUGAGGAGGUGACCCUGGAGGACCGCAUGAGCUUCAGAGUGCACCUGCUGCUGGACGGUGAGAGGGUGGAGGAAGCCAUGAGUGAGGUGGACGUCCAGCUCAAACUAGAUCUGCACUUCACUGACAAUGAACAGCAGUUGGCGGAUCUCCCCUCAGUGCCUCUGAUUAGCAGCAGGACGUUGGGUUUGCACUUCCAUCCUCACCAAGGCCUACACCACCACCUGCCCGUCAUGUUUGACUACUUCCACCUGUCCGUCAUCUCCGUCUCAGUCCACGCCUCCCUGGUGGCACUGCACCAACCACUGAUCAGUUUUGCGCGCAGUGGUAGGGGGUCGUGGCUGGGGAAAGGGUCUCCCGAGAGCGAAGCUCCGCCCUCUGCGAUGUCAGUGGAGAAUCUGAUGUUUGGGGCUGGAUACUGCAAACCUGUCCCAACAGAGGGCAGUUUUUACGUGCCAUCAGAGAACUGUCUGCAGAGAGCGUACACGUGGCACCGGCGCAUCUGUAAACUGUUGCUGGCGGCUCACAGAGCUCUGCGCUCGUAUUACACAGUACUGAUGAAGGAGAUCCCUCAACUGCAACGCAAAGAGAUGGAGGACCUUCCCCUUGAAGAAACAUUAAACCAGCUGACCAUUGAACUGCAGCUGCAGAGUGGCCAUGAGAAGGUAGCUGAACAGAUCAGUAAAGACCUGACGCAGCUCUGUGCUCAGCUGUCUGCUCUUUGGACACAGUUUUUGGAAGCCACGGUUCCUAAUCCACAUAUCCGCUCAUACCUGGCCCAGGAGCACCACACGCUCAGGGUCAGGAGAUUUUCUGAAGCGUAUUUCUUCACGGAGCAUCCCAAAGAGUCCUCGCUAACAUUUCAGGAGGAGCUUAUCAACAGACACGCACAGGUGGCCACAGAGAUGCGCAACUCUGAUUACCUGCUCCGAAUGCCUCCACUUCCUGUGGAAUGCCUGGACAUUGACGGAGACUGGAACAGCCUGCCAAUCAUCUUCGAGGACAGAUACGUGGACACGCCCUGUUUAGACUACAACCUCCAUGAACAAAAUCAGACUGUCUUGAACUCUCAGCCGUCUCCUGAGCCAACCAGAACUAUCAGUCCAGUUGAAGGAACACAGGACACCAACUCACCAGCAUCAGCCCCUGACAAACCUCCCUGUGAAGAUUGCAAGGAUUUGCCCACGGACAUGACGCUGACUGGCCAGCAGGAGGAUCGCAUCACUGAUUAUAAAGAGACCGGACCACAAGCAGAGACUCUGAUUGGCCGUGUGUGUGAGACAGAUAUUGACAGAAGCGAAUGCAUCGUGACGAGCAGAGAUUCAAGAAUUGAGUCUGUUGAUGAAGCCACAUGCCGAUAUGAAACCGAGGAAGGAUUUGAUGUCGACUGUAGGUCUGUGGACAGCGAUGAAGCAAUAGAUACAGAUAACCUGGAGAAAACUAGUUGCCAAAAAGAAACGGUAAACUUUGACGAAUCUGAACAUGCAGGUCUAAAACAAACUGAUAUCACACAAAUAACUGAUUUGAGUAGCAGGCAGACAUUGCUGCUUGUUGACUCUGCAGAACUUCCCGACCACACCAGUCUUGACAGCUUUGAGUUCUUGCCCACUCACAACCAUGACAACCAUCUUCAAACACCUGGGAGUCUUGGCAACGAGGAGCCACAGUCGGAUGACAGAUACAUUGAAGCGCCUGCAAAGGAUUAUGGGAGCCAGGAUACAUCACCAGCUAAUCUACUGAACACCAAGUCUCCUUCUCGUAACGUUCUACAACAGAACCGUCGCUUGUCCGAGAACCCUCCCAGGGGAGUAUUCUUGGGCGGGGCUAAGCUAAUAAACCGCUCCUCCUCCGUGAUCUCAGACUCCGGUAUUGAGAGCGAGCCGAGCUCUGUGGCCUGGACCCUGGAGGGUCGAGGAGUUGUCGCAGGGGGCCGUGACGUCUUGCAGACCUUGGCGCGGUGUCGGGCGGCGCAUCAGAGCUCUCUCGAGGGCCUGCAGACGGAAAGUCACGGAAGCCUUCCCAGUGCCACACAGGCCUCUUUGACCUCCAUUAGCUCGCUACCGUACGAAGAGGAGGAGGAGAGGCAGCUCAACACUUUGACCAAAUCUGUCUCGGCGCCGCAGAUCAGCAGCCCUGACGACAACGAGGAGGAUCGUGAAACACCCAAUCAGGUGGACUGUGUGGCCAAUCAUUUGAGGCUGAGUGAGGAAGCAGCCAGUGAGGUGAAGCCGAAUCUUCAAGGCGUUAUUAGAGAGGACAAAGAAGAAACAACCAAUCAGGAGGAGAUGAAUGUUUGUAUGGCCAAUCAGCUGAGGCUGAGUGAGGAAGCAGCCAAUGAGGUGAAGCGGAAUCUUCAAGCUGUUACUAGGGAGGACAGAGAGGAAUCAAUCAAUCAGGAGAAGAGGAAUAUUUGUGGGGCCAAUCAGCUAAGGCAGAGGACUGAAGCAGCCAAUGAGGUGAAGCGGAAUCUUCAAGGUGUUACUAGGGAGGACGGAAACGAAGCAACCAAUCAGGAGACUGACACAGAUGAGUCUUCCAAUCAGGAAAAGACAGAUCUUGCUUUUGUAAAUACAGAAAUGUUACUAUACCAGCAAUUUCUGAUGGAUAAUGGUGUUGAAAAUGCCACACUGACUGAAAACUCUGAGGAAUGUCAAGGAAACGCAUUGCUUAAAGAGUAUUCUGGUGUAAUGGAUGACAAGACAGAGAUUUGUUGUGAAAAUGAAUACUGCAAACACAAAGGGGAGCUAGAGUCAAACGCAUAUCAAAAGGACCAUGAUGACAUCAGUGUUUGUAACAUUCAUUUGAACGAACUUGAGGAAGUAAGUAUGGAGAACCUCCCAGAUUUACCAACCAAUGACAAGAGCGGUCACGGAAUAACAGCCAAUGAGAAAGAAAGGCUCGCAGAUCUCAUCAAGCUUCCGGCCAAUGAGAGAGAGCAGCAGGCGCUAGAGGGGCAGAGCAGAGCCAAUAAAGUGCAAAGUACAGGUCUGGCAUUCAUGAACAAAAAGGUGGUGGAGGUUGUGAACCUGUCGGUGUCGUGCGCCCCCACGUGUCUGCCCUUCUCGUCCGUACUCCGUGAUUCACCGUCGGUCAGUGGAAUCUCCACACGCCAAGCCACCUCCCCAAUUACCCAUCAACCCCUGGGGUCCUUCGGAAUCAUCUCCUCCAAUACCUUCUUCGGGGAUGACCAGAAAAUCAACGAACGAAUGAUCAACUUCUAUAAGGCAAAGGAAGCCCUGCUGAGUGAGCUGGUGUUCAGAGGCACUCUCUACAGUGAUCUCCCUCACCUCGCCUCCGAUCAUCCAUACUUCCCCCCUGAGGAAGACGACACAGAGUUUGAGGAUGGGAUACACCUUGUGGUGUGUGUCCAUGGACUUGAUGGUAACAGCGCUGAUCUGCGGUUGGUCAAGACAUUUAUAGAGCUCGGGCUGCCGGGAUCUAGACUGGACUUCCUCAUGUCAGAACGCAACCAGGUGGACACAUUUGCAGAUUUUGACACCAUGACUGAUAGACUUAUGGACGAGAUCAUUCAGCACAUCCAGCUGUACAACCUCACCAUCAACCGAAUCAGUUUUAUCGGGCACUCUUUGGGGAACGUCAUCAUUCGCUCUGUUCUGACCCGACCCAGAUUUCGCUGUUACCUCUGUAAACUCCACACAUUCCUGUCCCUGUCUGGACCCCACCUGGGAACGCUGUAUAACAACAGCACGCUAGUCAGCACAGGUCUAUGGCUAAUGCAGAAACUGAAGAAGUCCGGAUCUUUACUCCAGCUUACGUUUAGGGAUCACACUGACCCACGACAGACCUUCCUCUACAGACUCAGCAAGAAACCAGGUCUCCAGUUCUUCAAAAACGUGGUGUUGGUGGCCUCCCCACAGGACCGAUACGUGCCCUUCCACUCGGCCCGCAUUGAGAUAUGUCGGACAGCCCUUAAAGACAGAACCACAGGUCCAGUGUAUACAGAGAUGAUCAAUAACUUACUCCAGCCAUUGCUGAGCGCUCCAAACUGUCGUUUGAUCCGACAGAACGUGUUCCAUGCGUUACCGAACACGGCCAACACGCUGAUCGGACGCGCGGCUCACAUCGCGGUGCUUGACUCUGAACUCUUCCUGGAGAAGUUUCUUCUGGUGGCCGGGCUCAACUACUUCAAAUAGCCACGCUUCAGAGAUGCCAUCAUCUCAGUUCUGUGGGAGAGCCAAUCAGACUACAUCCUCGCAUCAGCCAAUCACAUUUCAUUUCAGAGUCAUAAUGAGCUCUGGAAUUUUUU